GUCUUCACCUAUACCGAGCGAAAUGAUAACCUUGGCUUAUGCGUUAUUCAAGACAUCCUCGAAUUUGCUUUUCGCGACAACGCAUUUGCUAGUGAGCACAUUAAGGAACCUAGAGACAUCUGGCGUUAUACCCUAGUGCCGACUCAUCGACUAAGCACCCCAAUUCACUUCAAAGAGAGUGUCCAAGAGAUCCCAAUAUUCUGCCGAGCUUUAAAGGGUGGGUCAGGCACCCACCCUACAAGUGCCUUACCAUACAAUAAGGCACAGGAAGAUGAAGUUGCGACCAGUAAAUCGGAAGUUCCCAAGAACCCCGGGUCCUUAUAUAAAUAUCGUAAAGGAGUUACAGCAAACCUUCAGUUUCAGAAGUCACAGAACAAGGUCAGAUCAGAGAGAAAAAAGCUGCAUUCAACUGCCAAAGACGAGCAGCGCGAGAGGUUUUUCCAGAAUGUUAGAAAUCAAAUUGUCGAUAGGAACUAUCAGGGUAGACCGAUCACUUUUGAACCCGAUAUAUCCCAUGUGGUACCCGAGAGAAAAGCCCUAGCGGAUCUCGAAUUCAGGAACAGAGAUGUGGAUUCUAUCAGUGAUGCGGAACUACUUGAUGAUCGGAUCUGUUCGCUCGAGAUAAGAUUGGCUCUCCAUGACCUGGAAGUUCCAGGGCCGUUGCAGAAGCGAAUCUGUUUUUACGAGCCUUUACCCGAUGUCGCAGAUGAUUCGCGGGCCUCCUGGAAGUUACACCACUGGAGAACCAAAGUGGACUGGAGUACCCAGUUUGUCUUGACCGGUCAAAUGUACAUUCGCGGGCAAAGCGAUAUAGGUACGCUCGAAAGGACUCGCUGCAGCGACACUUUGAUACCCACAAUCUGA
This is a messenger RNA of Aspergillus affinis, 864 nucleotides long. RefSeq lists its product as uncharacterized. The annotation marks the transcript as partial. The transcript is spliced from 2 exons. Lineage: Eukaryota; Fungi; Ascomycota; Eurotiomycetes; Eurotiales; Aspergillaceae. The record is from RefSeq and is a predicted model, not a curated record.